AUGCCAGAGAGACGUUUGUCGCGUCUGCUCAAGGCCAAGCUGCUGCGUCGAUCAUCAACACCGGCCGUUCCAAAAACGGGCAACGGGGCGGACCCGCGUGCCCACCCAAACUCAACCUCUCGCUCCUCUUGCGCUCCGCAUCCCUUCGACUCCGCCAGCGAGAAAUCCCAAUAUAGCGUCGUCUCUUCGGCUGCUGAUCAGUAUUCUGACGACAUCGGUCCAGGCCCUGACUCUAUUCACCGCGAGGGGCAGAACCACAAGCACAGGCCCCGGACCGAUCCCCAGCCAUCCACUCGUUCAGCGCAACCAACCGAUCAGUAUCAGCAUCGCCACGCAUCAGAACAGUCGUCCUCCACCCCACCACCACCGGAACCGAAUUUCUCUCCUUUGCACACUCCCAUCUCCGAAGAGUCGCCUUCCCCCUUCGAGACCCCACUAGCGACUCCGCAGCAAUCCGACGAUACCUGCUACUCCGCGCCAGUCAAGGCUGGUGGUCCAACUUUAGCCGAGUAUCAAUUGGCGCCUACGCUAGAGCCUGUCAUCGAAAAGACCGUAGACCCACGCAGACCUUCCUCAAACGCUUUUCCUCCCUCGGGGAGUAAGCGCCCUAGCAUUGCCAUACGUCGGCAGUCUCUUCUUCCCGCCUCACAACAGCAUUUGAUCAAAGGAUUGUUGGAACAAAGUCUCUUUUCAUCUCCGGGUGACCAGGGCAGCAGUCGCGUCCCCGUAGCUGUUGCUGAGAUGGUCCAGCGUCGGAUCUGGGUCAAGAGGCCGGGUGGCUCAGCUACCCUGGUGCCUUGCUUGGAAGAUGCCGUGGUGGAUGAAUUGCGCGACCAGGUGAUCACGAAAUACGCCAACUCGCUGGGUCGAACUUUUGAUUCUCCAGAUAUUGUUAUCCGAAUUCCAGCUCGAGAAGGUUCAAAUAGACAACAAACGCCAGAGCGACUGUUGAGCCCCGAGGAGGUUCUAUCCACCGUGCUCGACUUAUACUUCCCAGGGGGACAAACAGUGGAGGAGGCCUUGUUGAUUGAAGCGCCAACACGCCGAACCCCUAAGCCAUCACCUCGUCAUCCAGUUUACCUCCAUCAUCACUCGGAACCUGGCGAGCAUGGCGACUACUUCCCACUCAUGCCCGUGAAUCCGAAUGGCCAUACACCUCCCGCUCACCCAUCGAGUUCAGGUGCUGCCAAUGCCCCAUCUAUAUCUAUUCUUACAACUGGUGUUGCGCCAGCGUUGCCCUCACCUGGAACUCGCGCAGCAAGACACCAUCGUCGGCCACCUCUCGCACGGCACACGACGAAUUCGCCGACAAUGCUCGGUCAAACGCCCACAUUGACAGAAACCGGCAUUUCUCCCCACUCACAACCGCCUCCCACCGUACCAACACAGCCAACACCGCCCGCCCCGGUCGUCGAGUCUCCGCAGGUGAAAUCACACACUCCUCCAGCCCCAGUGGCUUCUCCACGCACUCUUCGGAAGUCCAAGGGUGCUGCGUCGCCUGGCGCAGUAUUCGGUGGUCUAAUUGAGGGCACCGUGCCUCCAAUCAACGUCCUCAUUGUCGAAGAUAACAUUAUCAAUCAAAAGCUUUUGGAGGCGUUCAUGAAGCGAUUGAGCGUACGAUGGAAAUGUGCGGCCAAUGGCGAGGAAGCCGUACGAAAGUGGAGGCAAGGCGGAUUCCAUUUGGUUCUGAUGGAUAUCCAAUUGCCAGUCAUGAACGGAUUGGACGCGACCAAAGAGAUUCGCCGUCUUGAGCGACUCAAUGGAAUUGGUGUCUUUCCUAAGAGAGCCUCGGGGCGUUCCAGUGCUUCGAGUGCCGCUUCAUUGGAGGAACGGCCGGGCCUGCAUCGGUCCGUGAGUGAGGAUGACACGCUCUCAGACCUGUCUCUGUUCCGAAGUCCGGUGAUUAUCGUUGCCUUGACUGCUAGCAGUCUGCAAAGUGAUCGUCAUGAGGCACUGGCUGCCGGAUGUAAUGAUUUCUUGACCAAGCCUGUCGGAUUCCCAUGGUUGUCCCAGAAGGUGACCGAAUGGGGCUGCAUGCAGGCCCUGAUCGACUUCGAUGGCUGGCGCAAAUGGCGUGGAUUCCAGGACUCUCCCCGUUCCGCAUCCCCCAACUUUGACACCGCGGCUAGUCCGAUGCAGACAGGCAAUCACAACGAAGCCAUGUCAAAACCGGACCCUGGAUCACCAUCACUGUCUCGGACUUCCACCAAGUCUAAAAACCGCCCAAAGCGGCCCCAUUUACCCAAUGCCGAUGAGAUUAUGCGCGAAGAUUCAUGGGGUAGUGGUAGCGGUGACACUGCCGACUCACCCACGAGUCCAGAGACUACCCCAGGAGUAGACGCCGAUGUACAACCACCUGGUGAUUCGGUGGACUUUGCGCCAAAUUCUCAAUGA
Penicillium subrubescens is the source of this 2394-nucleotide messenger RNA. RefSeq names its product response regulator. Bases 1 to 2394 code for a protein of 797 amino acids. Gene Ontology annotation, cellular component: Mcs4 RR-MAPKKK complex. The transcript is spliced from 3 exons. Lineage: Eukaryota; Fungi; Ascomycota; Eurotiomycetes; Eurotiales; Aspergillaceae. Gene Ontology annotation, biological process: osmosensory signaling via phosphorelay pathway. Gene Ontology annotation, molecular function: protein kinase activator activity; phosphorelay response regulator activity. The record is from RefSeq and is a predicted model, not a curated record.